Messenger RNA from Nasonia vitripennis (jewel wasp), 2723 nucleotides. Its product is annotated as ELMO domain-containing protein 2. Bases 921 to 1859 code for a protein of 312 amino acids. The record is from RefSeq and is a predicted model, not a curated record. Lineage: Eukaryota; Metazoa; Arthropoda; Insecta; Hymenoptera; Pteromalidae. The transcript is spliced from 3 exons. Gene Ontology annotation, molecular function: GTPase activator activity.
GCAUCAGCUGCGCACCGCAGCAGUGCAAGCGCGUGUGUGCGAGGGUCGAUGGCCAAGAUGGCAUCGCACUGAUACAAUCCACGUUCGUUGCUCUAUCUCCCUUCCUCGCUGCAGGCGAUUAUUAGCGCGCUAAUAAGUGGUGGAUUGUGUACCUGAAUUAACGUUGCCGCGGCUACUCUUCGCGCAUCGAUCGACGUCCUAGCGAAGGCUCGUCGGCUGCUACUUACAAGUAUAACAUUGUCUGCUCGAGAAAUUGAACUGGUGCAGUUUAUACCUUCCGAAGAGACGCCAUAAUUGCUGGACUGCGGCUGCAGGUAGACGCGGCCGAAGAUUGAAUUGUACAUACCCUACUACGAUGCAGUUGGGAAUUGUUGUCUAAUCAGGGAAAAUUGGACGAGACGGAGUUGAUCUGUGUAUGCAUUCAGUAUAGUGUACACAAGAGGAGUAUAAUCGUCGUACUCGAGGCAACGAUCGGAAUAAUUGAAUCGCCGUCACAUAUCGUUUUUAAGAUACAUAUGGAAAAAGUACAUUGGAACAACCUUGCACCGUCAUUUAUUCAAAACAUUAAAUAGUAUACAGCAUAGUCUAAAACAAUGAAGACGGGUCAAGUGAGUAAAAAUAGACGAAUCUCAAGUAUAUUUUCGAACGCGACCUUGUGAAGAUAAUAAAGCUUCCAUCCACGUCGUCGGGGCGACGUCAAACACAGCAAUAAAUAUAACGCAUCUAGUCAGUAUUUCGUAAAAGCAAUUAAACGACUCAUCGAUAGCGAUUUGUGAUACAUAUUUGUAUAGAUAUAGUUCUUUGUAAAUACGCACGAGCGUGCCGAGCCGAUCAGAGAAGGAGGCUGCGGUUGCAAAGAGAUUUUGACGACUUUUACAGUGAUCAAUGGUGCCUAAUAAUAACUGAAUAGCAUAAGAAGGAUGUUUCGGUACAUUUGGUCCCUGAUCAGCUGGUACCUGCGGCCAUUCAUCAAAUGGAUUCUGCGCCACACCACCCACAUGUGUGAGCUGCAGAGAAUAUGCUACGGCGAGCCUUCCGGAGCACCUCGAACCUACGCCGUCGAGUACUCCCUGAGGCUUUCUCGGAACCCCGACAUCAAGUCUCUGCUCUCGUACCUGGACGACAUCGCGAAUCAGCGGGGGAUAACCGUGAGGUCCGAGCGGGUAAUGUUGGAGGAGGCCAUCAGGACUGUGCUGAUAACGAAGAAGAUCAACCCCACAGCCCAUCCGGACUUUGCCAAGGCGUUCGGCAAAUGCGUCGAGCUGAUCUGGGGCUACAGGCAGCUCUGCGUCGAGUGCGAGGAGCUGAGGCAGACGCCUUACGACUCGGAAAACCAGGCGCACGAGGGUCUGCUGCUGAAGCUCUGGGACCUGCUGAUGCCGUACGACCCGCUUGAGGCGAGGAUCACCAAGCAGUGGCAGGACAUCGGCUUCCAAGGCGACGACCCCAAGACCGACUUCCGCGGCAUGGGCAUGCUCGGACUGGAGAAUCUGGUUUACUUCGCCAAGGAGUAUCCCAGUGCCGCGACCCACGUGCUCUCGCAUUCGAUGCAUCCGAGGUAUGGUUACGCCUUUGCCAUCGUCGGCAUCAAUUUGACGAGUAUGGCUCUGAGACUUCUCAAGGAUGGAUCGGCCAAGACGCAUAUUUACAAUUCCUCGAAAACUCUACCAUCGAUUCGUGCCUUUCAUCAGUUCUACUGUUACCUCUUCUACGAGUUUGAUGGAUUCUGGAUCGAAUCCAAACCUAGCAAUAUUAUGGAGUUCUCUUCCAUCCAGGAAAAAUUCGAGAACAAUAUCAGAAUGGCCCUUGCCAAUCCCUCGACUGUUUUUAGGAUAAAUUUAUCAGUCGACAAUAUUUAGCAUAAGUGCGAGGAUUGCGUUUGAGGCGAUUGCAACGAUAUUACUUUUCGUGAAAUAUUUCUGACAAUUGGCCUUUUUACAAGAUAUUCUUGUUUUCAUCUUUUUUUACUUCAAAAUACUUUAAGCUUAUGAUGAUCUCUUUCAAAUAGGGAAAAUUCGAAGAGAAAUUCGAUAUUUUAUCUAUAUACGAGUGUGGCACAAUUUUGAAAGUUAUUUUCUUUACCGAUUUUUAUGUGUAAAUAUUGAUGUGCAAGGGUAUGAAGUGUACGAGACGCUUGUUGUGUGUGGUGCUCGAUUUUAAUACAUAUUACGCAUAGUGUGUCUUGUCAUGUGAUAUAAUUUUGCCGCUGCUAUGAGCUCUGAGAAUUUAAUUUAAAGUUCCAAGACUUAAUGAAUACCUCUGACAGCAUUCCUAUAUUUUUUACAAAUUCGGGAUGCACAAUAUUACAAAAUAGUGUUAUUUCUUUGAUCAUUGUCAUUGUACAAAAAUCAAGAUUACAUUUUAGAAAGAAAGAAGUGUAGUAACUUAAAGUGUAGAUGUACAAAGAAAAUAUUCAAUUUAUUGCAAAAGUCAUAGAAAACUAAGGGUAUUAAUUGCUGUUGGCCUAUAGAUUAGCAAGAACUCUUUUAAGAAACUCUAUUUUAUUGUAUCAAAUAUAAAACUGAAAUAGUUCUUAAAAACAUGUUUGUAUGGUCACUCUGUUUACACAUAUAUACAUUUUGCUGCUGAAGAUAUCUAAUCACUUAUUUGUUCUUCUUCUGCGGUGCUUCAGCCUUCUUUCUUAAUUUACUAGCGACUGUCACAAUUACCAACACACCAACAGUGAUACUACCGAGUUUCAUUAUCCAAGGAUUAUCCUUUAA